AUGGCCACUGGAGAUUUGAUAAUGGGGAUGAUCUACUUAUCACAAACUAUUACAGGAAUCCUGGGGAAUUUUUCUCUUCUUUCCCAUUAUCUCUAUCUCUACUUCACAGGAUGCAAAUUUAGAUCCAAUGAUUUGAUCAUCAAACAUCUGACUGUAGCCAAUUAUUUAUUCAUUCUUGUUAGAGGAGUCCCCCAAACCAUGACAGCUUUGGGGAUGAAGGAUUUCCUUAGUGAUGCUGGGUGCAAGCUUGUGUUCUAUGUACAAAGAGUGAGAAGGGAUAUGUCUACCUGCAGCACCUGCCUCCUAAGCAUCUCCCAGGCCAUCACAAUCAGUCCUGAGAAACCCAGGUGGGCAGAAUUUAAAGCAGAAUCUCCCAAAUACAGUGGCCCUUUCAUUAUACUCUUCUGGAUACUGAACAUGAUACUGAAUAUCCAAGUACGUCUGUACAUACGUGAGAGAAUAACUGACAAAAAUAUCACAGAGGAAGUUGAUCAUGUGUACUGUGUUUCUGUGAAUUCUGGAAAAUACGUAGAGUCCCUGUGUGCAGCUGUACUAUUUUUCCAAAAUGUUCUUCUUGUGGGCUUCAUGCUGUGGUCCAGCAGCUCCAUGGUUUUCACCCUGUACAGGCACAAGCAGCAGGUACAAUACAUCCAUGGAACCAAUGCCUCCUCCAGGUCCUCCCCAGUGUCCAGAGCCACCCAGAGCAUCCUCAUCCUGGUGUGCACCAUUGUGCCUUUGUGCACUCUCUCCUCCAUCUUUCACACUUGCCUGACUGUUCUGAAAAAUCCCAGUUUGUGGCUGGUGAACACCUCUGUACUAAUCCCUGUGGGUUUCCCAGCCGUGAGCCCCUACAUUCUCAUGAGCCAUGACUCCAGAGUGCCCAGACUCUGCUGUACCCCCAGAAGGGACAUGAAAUCUCCUGCUUACCAUGAGUGUGUCAACUGUAUAUGUAUUCACAAUGGUUAUAUCAUCAAUGGUUAUAAAAUUUAUUCAUUUACUUACAUACUUAAGGGGCAAAGACAGAACUAA
Oryctolagus cuniculus (rabbit) is the source of this 1029-nucleotide messenger RNA. Its product is annotated as vomeronasal 1 receptor oryCunV1R1641. Gene Ontology annotation, biological process: G protein-coupled receptor signaling pathway. Lineage: Eukaryota; Metazoa; Chordata; Mammalia; Lagomorpha; Leporidae. Gene Ontology annotation, molecular function: pheromone receptor activity. The record is from RefSeq and is marked provisional. Gene Ontology annotation, cellular component: membrane.